Molecule: messenger RNA, 1584 nt
Organism: Alosa sapidissima (American shad)
Lineage: Eukaryota; Metazoa; Chordata; Actinopteri; Clupeiformes; Clupeidae
Gene: gja2
Product: gap junction protein, alpha 2
Exons: 3
Coding region: 259-1428 (389 amino acids)
Biological process (GO): cell communication
Cellular component (GO): connexin complex
Source: RefSeq, a predicted model, not a curated record
AACACCAAAAGAAUCUCUCCUGUCUCUCUCUCUUUCUGUUUCUUUAUCUGUUUUGCUCUCUCUCCUUUUCUGUCUCUCUCUCCUCCUUUUCUCUGUCCUUUUCCACACAGGUUGUGAGCUGUGAGUUGCAUUGUGAGCUGACAUACAGGGGGAGUGUAUGAAGACUGCCCAUGCUUACCAAAGAAGACAGCACAUAGGAGAUGAGGACUUAGAAAAGGUUUUGGGGAGUGUGUUUAGUGCUCGUGUGGUGGUGGAGCCAUGGGGGACUGGAAUUCGCUGGGGAAGCUGCUGGAGAGUGCCCAGGAGCACAGCACGGUGGUGGGCAAGGUCUGGCUCACCGUCCUCUUCAUCUUCCGCAUCCUGGUGCUAGGCGCAGCCGCCGAGAAGGUGUGGGGCGACGAGCAGUCGGGCUUCACCUGCGACACCAAGCAGCCCGGUUGCCAGAACGUCUGCUAUGACAAGACCUUCCCCAUCUCGCACAUCCGCUUCUGGGUGCUGCAGAUCAUCUUCGUGUCCACGCCCACGCUCAUCUACCUGGGCCACAUCCUGCACCUGGUGCGCAUGGAGGAGAAGCAGAAGCAGCGGGAGAAGGAUCUGGCCGACCAGCUGGAGGAGGCGCAGCUGACCGCCGCUGCCGCCGCCCACGCCAGCGGCGACAAGCAACAGCUGCUGCUCCUGGCGCCUGACGCUGCCGUCGCCAUCGCCAAGGGCCGCAAGGCGCCAGUGCGUGACGAUCAGGGCCGCAUCCGCCUACAGGGGGUGCUGCUGCGCACCUACGUCUUCAACAUCAUCUUCAAGACGCUGUUCGAGGUGGGCUUCAUCGUGGCGCAGUACUUCCUUUACGGCUUCGAUCUCAAGCCGCUGUACACGUGCAACCGGCCGCCGUGUCCCAACGUGGUCAACUGCUACAUCUCGCGCCCCACCGAGAAGACCAUCUUCAUCCUAUUCAUGCUGGUGGUGGCGUGCAUCUCGCUGCUGCUCAACCUGGUGGAGAUGUAUCACCUGGGCUUCACCAAGUGCCGCCAAGGCCUGAAAUACCGACGCACGCAGUCAGUUCUGACCGGUGGCAGCGGAGGGAACAAGCCGCCCAGCAACACGACGGAGGCAGUGGUGCCCUUCGCCGUGCCCAGCUACAGCUACUACCCGCAGCCGGCCACGGCGCCCGAGCCCUACACCUCCGAGUCCCACUACGGCAUGACGGAGCCGGACUCGGCCUUCCAGCCCUACAGCAGCAAGGUGGCCUACAAGCAGAACAGGGACAACCUGGCGGUGGAGCGCAGCGGCAGCACCAAGCCCGACACCGCAGAGAUGAAGCCCAAGAGGAGCUCCAGCUCGGCCCCGGGCUCGCCCAUGCAGAACCAGCGUCGGCCCAGCCGCUCCAGUCGCCACAGCAACAACAAAACACGGCUGGAUGACCUCAAGAUCUGAUACGGGGGGCAAAAGGAAACUGGAAUAGUGGGUAGCUGCCUAAUGGUGGGCUUGGCACAUACAAAGAGCCUUUACCUUAAUGAGAAAAUAACAGCAAAGAGUGUUACAGCCUGUGGAUAGUUUAUCCUGAACAUUAAAGAUUUACUUGAAAACUGA